AACCCUUUUUCAAAAACUCAUACAUCAUUCAACCAUAUCACAAUCCCCAUCUCUCUCUUUUUACAUUCCCCCAAAUUCCACUCCCCACCCACCCCAUCAUGCCUCUUCAAGACUCCACCGCCGCCAUCGCCGGCGACCCACCACCGCCUAAGCCAGAGGCCAAAGUCCUGUCUCUGCUCCUCAAGGUCUCCAUUAUGAUCGUCUUAACCACCCUCUUCUUCGUCUUCCUCGGCCUCGCCACUGCCCUCCUCCUCAUCUACCCCUGCGUCGCUAGCGUCCUUCACCGCCGACGACGACGCCGCCAUCGCCGCCGUUCCCAAUUCACCGAUUCCUCAUCUGGGUUCUCUAAUCGUGACCUCAAAAAGCUCCUCCAGUUUCGAUUCUCCAAUUGGGUCAACCCCCACUCUCAAAUUGACUGCCCUAUUUGCCUUGGUGGGUUUAGAAAAGGUCAGUGGUGUAGAAAACUUGGUGGGUGCGGCCAUAUUUAUCACCGGAAGUGCAUCGAUUCGUGGUUGGUUAGGGUUUCUGCUUGCCCCCUUUGCCGGAGCUCCGUUCGAUUGGAUAUGGAAGAAAAUCAAAUGGAUUGUGCAAAUUCUCGGAGCUAUGAGAUUUUGUAUGCUCCGUAAUUGUAACUCUAGGUUGGUUUCUUCUUCUCUUGCCUCUGUUUCCCUUUUGAGAUGUAUAUAUAGUUGAAGCAUAGUUUGAAAUGAAGGUUUCUUUUAGUUAUGUUUUGAUAUUGUUGCUCUGUUUUGCUGCUGCUAUGAAUGCUUGUGGCUUUGGUUUU
This is a messenger RNA of Cucurbita pepo subsp. pepo (vegetable marrow), 784 nucleotides long. Its product is annotated as RING-H2 finger protein ATL56. The record is from RefSeq and is a predicted model, not a curated record. NCBI's taxonomy places the organism in Eukaryota, Viridiplantae, Streptophyta, Magnoliopsida, Cucurbitales, Cucurbitaceae.